UAUCGUUCCAUAUCACUCAGAGGACGAACGCCGAAGGCUUCAACCACGUGCCGUCUCUUGUUGGAGCUUCGAAAAAAGUUUCCCGGGGCAACACUGGUUUAAACCCGAUCACGACUAGAGUGCUCUUUGGACAGUAGUGAAACCAUCGAUUAAAAGCAAAAUAAAGUGAGGAGCCCUACGAUCGUGAACAUUCCAUCCCUAACGGAAUCGUCGUGAGUGUUUGUGUGUGAUUUUUACGCGGGUGGAUUUUUGUGUGAUAUUUUUUGUGUACCUGUCCCCGGCCUAUCUGUCCACGAGCAGAUCGCCCUGUCCAGUAAGUAUAUUGUACUGCAGGACCGAUCGAUACGAUCACUUUCGGGUCGCUCGGUUGCCACUAGUUGUCGGAGUGCUCCGAUCGGAUCUGUGUGUCGUACGGGAGAGCGUCCUUUGGAACCGGCGACCACUGUGCAAGGGCGUGUAGAGCCUGGAACCUGGACCGAUACCAGAGCCCAAGGUUCCAACCAUGGGAAAAGCGAACGCAGUCAGUGCGGCAGACGAGCAGGAGAUCGCCGAAGCGCGAGGUUCCACCCUUCCGGAUAUGCUGUACGAUGUGUUGGCGCGGGCAGCGAUUACUUCCAUCGGGCAAUUCGUGUACAAGCGCGUCGACAAUCUGCUCUGGACGGUGGAGAAAACGGCUCGCUGGUCCCUGCCGCAGAAUCCUCCGAUCAUGACGGAAAAGACGGCGGUCACCGAAAAGGUGGCGGCCGCCGCCGGAACCGAGGAAAGUGAAGACGCGGGAACAAACAUUUCCGGUCCGCCACUGAUACGGCCCCUGCCCUGGUUGCUCUUCCUCCCGGCGCUGAUCGUACUGCGUCUGAUCCGAACGGUUCUGUCGAUGGGCGCGAGAGCGAUCGGACGUGGUCCGGUGCUUCCGGCGACCAUGGUGGGUUUUCUGCAAAACAAGCGACGAAAGCUACGCGCCCUGAAGUAUCGCGGACAGCGACUGCAGCGUAUCUCUCGGCUUGAGGUGUCCUCGGAGGAAUCUCCACAGGGGAUCGCUUCAUCCUGGCUUCAGCGCAUUAUUCUGCCGCUAAAGAUGGUCAUCUGCACCCGGCCGUACCGGGCGACGGACCUCAACUCGGACGUGGCCCAUGCCGUGGUGUUCCGUAAGGAUCAGCCUUCGACUGCGGCACAAAAGCGAUCCGUGGCCGUGUCGAAGAAGCGCAACCUGAACCAGCGUGAAGCCGAGAGCGACGAGGAGGGGGCCAGCGAUGAAGAUUCAUUCGAAGAUGCCGGAUACAAGGAGCUGCUCGAUAAGUACGCUAACGUUGACGAUUCCAGUUUCAACGUGGACGACAUCUCAUCGCCAUCGGAUGACUCCAUCAGCUCGCAAUCCGAUGCUGAUCCUUCGCCCAAGAAACCUACCCUCGAAGCGGACAAGAAGUUGAACGGAGGAAGCCAGCAGGCUGCGGUUGCACCGAAACCCGAGACUCUAAAGCGAUCUGCAAGCGAACAUAAGAAUGGUAUCGAUGCGUCAGCGGGUGCUUCGAAGAAUUCUACUAGCGCCAAAUCGAUCAAUCCACCCAUUCGGUCUCAAUCGGCUGCUGACUUAGAAAAGGGAAACAACGCGCAAUCUUCAGCAUCGGUCGGAACGGACGGCAAUAGUAGUGCGGCUACCAGCAGCACUACGACGCCUUCAAAGAGUAUCCCUAACCUAACAAGCUCGCCGGAAAACAAUGAAAACAAACCGAUCAAUCACAACAUCCCCGGGGUAGUGGCCGGCCCGCCCGUAAAGUCCCCUACUCCGACGUCACUGAAACCACUGGCCAAGCAAUCGCCCACUAUGAGCGACGUCCGGAACAGCUUCCAGCAGCAAAAACAAACCGCUUUUGCCACCAAAGCGUCACAUUCUGGUGCAACGGCCCCACAACAGCAAAUGAAUCAACAACAGCAGCAACAUAUGACCAAUGGCGGGAAAAGUCGCAACAAGAAACCAUCAACGCAGUCUGCUGCUUGAAGGCUCGAACUAACGGCAAGAACUGAUGCUGGGAGAUCCUUAUGCUGGUCAUUCCUUUUUGGGGAGAAUUCUUUCCACCGAAUUCCCUACUCCUUCUUUACGUGGCGUUAAUUUUCUUUUUUGUUUUGCAAGUGCCUUUUGGAAAUGUGAAUGCAAUGGUGUGUUAGAAUAUCAUGUGUACUAUGUAUCGUAAAUGUUUCGGUAAUGUUUAAAAAGGGUCUUCUUUACACGCUCGGGAGGCGCUUAGCCGAUAUCGUUAUUGUUAAUAAAUUUGCCUUCAGUGCAGCAAGGUUUUAUUCCGUUUCAUAUCAA
Messenger RNA from Anopheles coustani, 2308 nucleotides. RefSeq lists its product as uncharacterized. The record is from RefSeq and is a predicted model, not a curated record. The transcript has 5 exons. Lineage: Eukaryota; Metazoa; Arthropoda; Insecta; Diptera; Culicidae. The coding region runs from base 503 to 1996 and encodes 497 amino acids.